Dinoponera quadriceps is the source of this 2709-nucleotide messenger RNA. RefSeq names its product EF-hand domain-containing family member C2-like. The coding region runs from base 188 to 2479 and encodes 763 amino acids. Gene Ontology annotation, biological process: regulation of neuron projection development. Gene Ontology annotation, cellular component: microtubule. Lineage: Eukaryota; Metazoa; Arthropoda; Insecta; Hymenoptera; Formicidae. The transcript is spliced from 14 exons. The record is from RefSeq and is a predicted model, not a curated record.
UCCAACGAUCACCAAGGAAACUGAAGGAAACUGAACGAUGGUCGAGUAUGGUGUUCUUUAUCGUUGACACUCUCUCGUCGUACGCGGGGAAGAACUUUUAUACAUGUAUAUUCUACACACUCUCACCCUCGUUUCUAAUGGAUUUAACGCGAUAAUUUAACCGCGGCUUGAUAGAAUUUUUAUCGGUAUGCAGCGGACGUCGAUGUUACCUUGUCUUCCAGGUUUCAGCUUUGACAAGAACCUCGGCAGGACGAAAUUUCAUAAAAGCCAUCACUUCGCCAAGAUACACGAUGGGGUUUAUUAUUUAGCCGAGAAGGCGGACACGACCGUUCACAGCCGUUAUCCGGCCAUGUAUCCCCCAGGGGAGGCGCAGGAAAUUCCUUCGUGGCUCGCGUACGACGGCCAAAGACUCAUGUUCAAGGCGUUUUUCCGAGAAACCGUGCAGGACAGGUGGAAAAUAACCUAUCAAAUCCGCUUGGUGAAAAUCAGUUUCUUCCUGGAGGAUGGAACGAUGAAAAUCGUGGAGCCGGCAGUGGACAAUAGUGGACUUGAGCAAGGGGUCUUGGUCAAACGUCAAAGAAUACCAGUGCCCGAUCCGGUGAAGUACAGAUACUACGACAUACUCGAUUUGAACGUCGGCAAGGAGCCCGAGAUCUACGGACGUGUGUACAAAAUCGUAGACUGCGAUAAAUUCACGAGGCAAUUCCUCAAUCGCAUGGGAAUUCCGGUGCCCGAUCCCGUUGAUCUACCGAAGGACCCGAGUUCUGAGACUCAGAAAGUCGAGUCUUUUCCGAGGCAACCCAGUCGCAGGACGGACACCCUCGGUAGCUUCUUGAAGUACGACAAACAAGUGCUGCGAUUUUACGGUUAUUGGGAUGACACCGAGAACUUAUACGGGAUUGUCCACGAUCUCGAGCUGCAUUAUUAUCUCGCCGAUAAUACGAUGGAUAUCAAAGAGAACGUGGAGCAGAACACGGGCCGUGACUCGGGGCCCAUGUUCGUUAAGAGGAUGAAAAUACCGAAAUUUUUCACCGAGCUGCAGCCAAUCGGCGCGGAGGAUCCCUUCACGGUUCUGAACGUUUUGAGCGAAAAUAGGAUGCGAAGCUAUUACAUACCCGAUCCUUUGAACACCGGCAAGGUGUCGGUCGACUGUUACAGGGAUAACGAUUUGUGCAUCGGGGCGCAGAUCGACGUUUUCGGCAGAAGGAUCGUCAUUACCGAUAUGGACCCCUUCACGAAGGAAUAUUAUCGGACGAUGUACGGUUUGGAAGAUUUUACGCCUUUACCGCAACCUGGGAGGGACCAGCUGGGCCAGCAGGUGGAAAGAUACAUACCGCCGUACAACGGCUUCGGGUCCUACGAGGACUCCCUCGGAAAUUGCUUCAUGAUGAUUCCGAAACCACCCAAGCCGGACUUCGUCAAGUUUAUGCGCCACGACAGACAAGGGUUCAACAGCCACGUAUUGAGAUUCCGGGCUAGGAUGAUAUCGAAAAUCCCGGCUAACGAAGAGAGGCAAUUCAUCAUAAGGGUGUUCCUCAUGGACGACACGAUAUCCAUUUUCGAGUUGGCGAAACGAAACUCAGGCUUCCUAAGGUCCCCAUUUAAAAAGCGGAUGCCGGUAAAGCUGCCGGGUCAGGAUGUCUUCACGAGCAAGAAACCGGAGUAUUACAGGCCGCAAGAUUUUUACGUAGGCGCGCGCGUCAACCUGCUUAACUUCCUCUUCAAAAUCACGUCCGCGGAUAUUUACGCCCUUCGUUACAUGGAAUUACACUGCGACAAGUUCCCACGAGCGAACAGGAAGUUGAUAAUGAAGAAACUUAGGGAGGGUUUACAGCCGGUCUACGACGAAUUCAUUCAGACGUAUGCUCCGCCCAAGGACGAGGCGGAGGAUAACAUUCAGGUGGUGGAAUACGACAGGUUUAAGGAAGCGAUAGAACGAUUUAUGGGUGACGAGAUAACGGAACACGAAAUGAUCACGAUCGCACGGUAUUACUCGUCUCACGAGAAAAUAGAACACCGGACGCGCGAAUACGUGAGAAAUUUGCUGCACACGGAACUGGAGCGAUUUCUGUGGAACAAUCUCGAUCGCUUGCAAGAGGAUCUGCAUCACUGGGACAGAAACAGAACGGGAUACUUGCCGCGCGAAUCCUUGUAUACGAUCCUGCGCGGCUGCAGGAUCCCCGUCGACGUGGAGUUACUGAAUUCAAUGCUGGACCAUUUGCGCAAAGCUGAGGACGGCAAGCUCGAUUACAACGACCUGCUGCAAUUCAUGAACCCGAAGAUCGACCCUCUACCACUAAUCGUGCCUGUAAAUAUAAAGACGGCGCUCUGGUGGGCAUCCGAGAAAGAGCCGGAUUGCGGCGCUGGAAUAAACUGGAACGAAUUCGUGAAGGACCUGGACAUAGGGGCAGAGGGGAACGCGACCGAGCGGGUGGGCGGAGAGGCGGAGGUGAAGCGGCUCGCGCCGAAGGAAAAUUGAAUGUAUUCAGCGGCCGGCGCGAACGUACCGCAAUUCCCGCGGCGUCUAAUCAUUUCCUCAUGGUAAUUAUAAGUUGUACCCGCGUUAAUAUCCCGGAUUCGCCGCGGAUACUUUAUACGCGACAGCGGAGCUUAUCGUUAUCGGCUUUGCGGGCAGCCCUCGGCGGCAACGAAGCGAUGCUCGCCGCGCGCGCGUCGUACGCGCCGAGCAGCGCCUUAAAAAAAAAAAAA